Messenger RNA from Peronospora matthiolae, 351 nucleotides. The record is from the annotation of a GenBank genome assembly. NCBI's taxonomy places the organism in Eukaryota, Oomycota, Peronosporomycetes, Peronosporales, Peronosporaceae.
AUGGAGAACGUCAAGCGAGGGAAACUCAAGCUCAAGACCAGCAGCAAACUGAAGGCGACGGCAAGGCACAAGAAGCACAAGAAAAAGGUCGUACAGCAUCGAGAGAGUGAAGACGAGGCGAAGCGCUUUGACAAAGAAGAGGUCGAAGACGCAGAGGAGCACGCGGAGCGGGACGACAUGACGCCGGCCCAGCGUCGACAUGCUGAGCACCAGAAGAAAAGAGAGCAAGAAGAGAUUGCAAAGCUGGCGUCCAAGACGUACAGAGAGCGUAUCGAAGAGCUCAACCAGCAUCUUGGCAGUCUUACAGAACACCACGACGUGCCUCGGGUCUCAGCUGCUGGCAAUGGUUGA